Aegilops tauschii subsp. strangulata is the source of this 1764-nucleotide messenger RNA. RefSeq names its product putative F-box/LRR-repeat protein At3g58880. The record is from RefSeq and is a predicted model, not a curated record. Gene Ontology annotation, molecular function: protein binding. Lineage: Eukaryota; Viridiplantae; Streptophyta; Magnoliopsida; Poales; Poaceae.
CUUCGAUGAGCAAUUAGUGUGUGGGUAGCCCUAGGAACCCUUCAAUCCUUUUCUGAUUAUUAUUUCUUGGCGGCGGCGGCCAUGGACGAUGCGGCGGCGGCGGCGGCGGCUUGCGCAUCCAAGAAGAGGAGGCGGAAGGAGCCAGUACCGCAAAAUCCCCCACCGAGUACGGAGGGAGGUGGAGAUGAUGCGAAUCUCGACCUCAUCAGCCGCCUCCCAGACGAGAUCCUCGGCACCAUCAUCUCUCUGCUCCCCAGCACCAAGGGGGCCGCCCGGACCGCCAUCCUCUCCUCCCGGUGGCGCCACCUCUGGCGCUCCGCCCCGCUCAACCUCUCCGUCGACUUCGUCCCCUACGUGCAAGAGCGCGACCAAAUCGCCAACAUCUCCAAGAUCCUCGCCGCGCACCCUGGUCCCGCCCGCCGCCUCUCCUUCAGCGAGUGCGGCCACAUCCGCCUCCGCCCCUCCCUCUAUGACAGCUUCGACGGCUGGUUCCGGUCCUCCGCCCUCGAUGGCCUCGAGGAGCUCGACUUGUACGGGAACGACAACUGCCCGCUGCCACUGUCCGUGCUCCGCUUUGCGCCCACGCUGUGCGUGGCCAAGAUAUAUUGCUGCGCUUUCCCUGAGAUUGAGGCUGCUGCCCCCGCGCUUAGCUUCCCCCGGCUGAAGCAGCUCAAACUCCACAGUGUCUCCAUCUCAGAGACGACCCUCCACCGCCUGCUCGCCGGCUGCACCGCCCUCGAGGCCCUCCAGCUCCACCACAUCAGCGGGCUCAGCACCGUCCGGAUCGUCUCGCCGACUGUACGCAGCAUUAGUGUCUCUGGUUCACAUUCCAUCCUCUACAAUGAAGAGGUGUUGCUGUUCAGUGAGCUUGUCAUCGAGGAUGCACCUUGCCUUGAGAGAUUGAUUCCAUAUGAUGUACCUGGUCCGAGGACAGUCAGGGUCAUCGCCGCUCCGAAAUUAACAGUGUUGGGCUGCCUGUCUAGAGAAAUCUCCAACCUUGUGAUUGGAACCAUUAUUGUUAAGGACAUGAUCCCCAUCAGCUUUACUGCGGCGGUGCGCACAGUGAAGGUCUUAGCUCUACAAUCUAUCGGCCUCAAUCUGAAUGCAAUUGUUGGAUUCCUUAGAUGUUUCCCAUGCAUAGAGAAGCUAUACAUCCAGUCAUGGUAUGGGAAGGAUAUGAAAAAUGAGCUGCAAUAUGGCGCACUUGAUCCUAUUGAAUGCCUUGAUCUCCAUCUCAGGGAAAUAGUACUGAUGGGCUAUCGAGGCAACAGAGCAGAUACCAACUUUGCCAAAUUCUUUGUUCUGAAUGAAAAGGUUGUCAAGGUAAUGAGAUUUGCUGUCUAUGAGGCUAGUGUCUACAGUAAGGGGCGGAUUUCUGAUUCCUCAAAAAGGAAAUGGAUGGCUAAUCACCGCACCGAGCUACAACUGGAUAAGAGAGCUUCUAGAGGCGCGCGGUUUGAUUUCAUAAGAAAUUCUGUUGCUCACGGUCUUCACUACAACAAGCACAUACAUGAUAUGUGGAUGUCUGAUCCCUUUGAUAGCUCAUUAUGUAAAUGCUGUUCUAGGGUCGUACCUUUCCCAUGAUGUGUCAGGGUGGAAAUGGAGACAGUGGCGGCCGGUUUGAUGCCCUUUUGAAGCGAUACUAUGUUGUUGUGUCUUUGUUCCAAACAUUAUAGGGUCUGAGCUACCUUUUGGUUUAUAAAACUGUAAUGCAACCUGGGAAUAUUAGCCUAUCAAUAUCAUCAUGUACUAGAAAUUUCAGUA